Molecule: messenger RNA, 1428 nt
Organism: Akanthomyces muscarius
Lineage: Eukaryota; Fungi; Ascomycota; Sordariomycetes; Hypocreales; Cordycipitaceae
Exons: 5
Coding region: 1-1428 (475 amino acids)
Biological process (GO): transmembrane transport
Cellular component (GO): membrane
Molecular function (GO): myo-inositol:proton symporter activity
Source: RefSeq, a predicted model, not a curated record
AUGGACGAAUCUCAAGAGCCCUUGAUUUCCGAAGAGAGGUCCGACGAUGACUUUGCGCGGGGCAACGAUGGACUGCGGCGCAAAGCGCAUGGCCAGACCGAGCUGGGCACGUUUGUCCUACUCCUGACUUUUGCGGCUGGUAUUAGCGGCCUGCUGUUUGGCUACGACACUGGCGUCAUAUCCGCGACCCUAGUCUCCAUUGGCCCCGCGCUGUCCGGCCGGGAGCUAUCCUCGCUCGACAAAUCGAUCAUUACAUCCGCGACCGCUCUCUUUGCGCUGAUAGCGUCGCCCGUCUCCUCUAUUCUUGCCGACCGUCUCGGGCGGCGGCAGGUGAUUCUCUACGCGGAUGUGCUCUUCAUCGUUGGUGCUGCGCUGCAGGCGGUCAGCUCGACGGUCGCGCUCAUGGUCGUCGGGCGAUGCAUAAUCGGCGCCGGCGUCGGCGCAGCGAGCUUUGUCGUGCCGCUCUACAUUGCCGAGAUUGCGCCCGCGGCGCACCGCGGACGGCUCGUCACGACCAACGUCAUGCUCAUCACUGCGGGCCAGGUGGUGGCCUACGUCGUCGGCUGGCUGUUUGCGACGCAUGCGCCGGCUGAGACGGGGUGGCGCUGGAUGGUCGGCCUCGGGGCCGUGCCGGCGGCGAUACAGGCUGCGCUGAUUGCGUUUAUGUCUGAGACGCCGCGCUGGCUUGUCAAAGCGGAUAGAGCAUCGAAGUUGAGCUGGCUGGGCGGCUGGGAAGAGCUGCUCAAAGUGGGCCAGAAUCGACGUGCCCUGGCUAUUGCUUGUCUGCUGCAAGGUCUACAGCAGCUUUCCGGAUUCAACUCGCUCAUGUACUUUUCCGCAACGAUAUUCACACUGGUCGGAUUUAGUAGCCCCACGCUGGCAUCUCUCAGUGUAGCGGUGACCAACUUCAUCUUCACUGGCAUUGCUCUGGUUCUCAUAGAUCGCAUCGGUCGACGCCGUAUACUGCUAUACUCGCUCCCGUUCAUGGUGUGCGGCCUCUUGCUUGCGUCGCUGGGGUUCUCAGCGCUCGCCAUUCAUACGAACCCUAAGGCGUCGCGCGGUGCGCCGCCCGUAACGGGAAGCAUCAGCGCGGCCAGCAUUAUUCUUUUCAGCAUCAUGCUCUAUGUGGCUUCAUAUGCCAUCGGUCUGGGCAACGUGCCAUGGAUGCAGAGCGAGCUGUUUCCCAUGGCGGUUCGCUCGCUGGGCAGCGGCGUCUCCACCGCGACCAACUGGUCGGCCAACUUUGUCAUCGGGCUGACGUUUCUGCCGCUCAUGGAUCUAUUGACGCCACCGUGGACGUUUGCGCUGUAUGCGGGCAUCUGCCUCGUGGGCGAGGUGUUGAUCUGGCUGAUAUAUCCCGAGACGGCAGGGCUGAGCCUGGAAGAGGCGACAUCGUUGCUGGAGCACGGUUGGGGUGUAAGACGGUAG